Molecule: messenger RNA, 1261 nt
Organism: Drosophila gunungcola (fruit fly)
Lineage: Eukaryota; Metazoa; Arthropoda; Insecta; Diptera; Drosophilidae
Product: protein phosphatase 1B
Exons: 1
Coding region: 100-1203 (367 amino acids)
Biological process (GO): protein dephosphorylation
Molecular function (GO): magnesium ion binding; protein serine/threonine phosphatase activity; manganese ion binding
Source: RefSeq, a predicted model, not a curated record
GUAGGGCAUGCUAAUAACUUCAAUCCUUGAAUCAGGUAGCUUCCAAAAAACUUAUUAUACACUCUUACAAAUUUAGAGUGUCGUCGGUUGAAUCAUAAAAUGGGUGGCUUUUUGGAGAAACCUGAGACCAGUAAACAAGUAAAUGAGGAUAGUGGAAAUGGACUUCGCUAUUGCGUGAGUUCCAUGCAAGGCUGGCGACUAGAAAUGGAAGACGCCCACGCGGCUGUUUGCAGGCUAAAGGAACCUUUUGGGGAAUGGUCGUAUUUUGGUGUUUUCGAUGGUCAUGCUGGCAAUCGAAUAGCACUGCAUUGUGCCGAGCACCUAAUGGACUCUAUAGUGCAAACCGAGGAUUUUUCCAUGUUACGAUUUGAGGCUGGGAUAAAAGAAGGUUUUCUGCAGCUGGAUGAGGACAUGAGGAAGUUGUUUCAGGACAAGCCCGGUGGAUCGACGGCCAUCUGUGUUUUUGUGUCGCCAGAGAAGAUCUAUUUGGCCAACUGCGGCGAUUCGCGGGCUGUAGUGGUGCGAAAUGGACAGGCUGUGAUCAGCACCACUGAUCAUAAGCCGUAUUAUCCGAAGGAGAUGGAACGCAUUCAAAAUGCCGGUGGACACGUAAUGGUAAAACGGGUGAACGGCACCUUGGCAGUUUCACGUGCCUUGGGGGACUUUGAUUUUAAAAACGAUAAUUCUAAGUCGCCUGUCGAUCAGUUGGUGUCGCCAGAGCCAGACAUUACAGUUUGCCAGCGUAGCGAGAGUGAUGAAUUCAUAAUAGUUGCCUGCGAUGGCAUUUGGGACGUGAUGGACAGCUCGGAAGUGUGUGAGUUCAUUGCCUCGCGUCUUUUCGUGACCGACGACCUGCCGAUGAUUGUCAACAGCGUUCUGGACAUUUGCCUGCACAAAGGCAGCAGGGAUAACAUGACACUGCUCCUUUUACUUUUGCCGGGUGCUCCGACAAUCAGCAAGGAUGCCGUUAAGGCCGAAAUAAAUCUUGACAAGACCAUUGCUAGACUAACGAGACAGGUCAUUGAAAAGCACGAAGUAACCGACUUCGAAGUUCUUAUUCGUCUUAUGCAAAGAAUGGCCGCGAAUAUACCAAAUCUACCCCCAGGCGGUGGUAUUUAUGCCAAAUAUAAUAUUAUUGAGGAAGUUUUUCAUGAGAAAUUUCCGGAUGCACCAUCUGAAACCUUCGAUUACUUUAAUAUGUAAAACAUGUGUUUUCUUUAUAAAAGGCAAAUAAAGAAAAAUGCUAAAUUGCAAAACGUGA